Molecule: messenger RNA, 2154 nt
Organism: Rotaria sordida
Lineage: Eukaryota; Metazoa; Rotifera; Eurotatoria; Philodinida; Philodinidae
Source: the annotation of a GenBank genome assembly
AUGUUGUCUUCCAUUAAAUACUUACAAGAAAGUCAACCAUGGCCAAUUAUUGAUUUUGCUUCAAGUUCAAUGCAUCGAUUUCUCAAUGGUUAUACUACCUAUCUCAAUUGUCCAGCAACAUGUACUACAUCGAAUAUAAUUUAUGCCAUGACAUAUCCAUGUGGUCAUUAUGAUUAUGUUGAUUCAACAGCAAAAACAUUGGCUCAUGCUAUGGCUUAUCAUCGAGAACAUGGCAAUCGAAUUAUACAUGAAAAAUUAACCGGUAGUCCUCUAUUUCGAGGAUCACAAAUCGAUCCUAAUGAAAGAGAAAAAGAAAUGGCUAAUCAAAUGCGUCUCUAUCAACAUUCAGCUCGUUGUCCAGCAGUACUUCGUUCAUUUCUUGAUUGCAAUCCUACGUAUUGGUGUUUCAUUCCUAUACCUUGGGAUGAAGCAGUAACAGAAAAUACUGCUAAUCGUCCAGGAAAUUCUACUACAGAUCUCAAUCUGGAUGCUGUGAUAGCAACUACUGCCAUGAAAAUUAUAUUCGAACAUCAAGGUCGUAAGACUACAAUAAUUGGUAAUGAUUAUGAUUCAAUAGUUGAAAAAAUUAGAUCAUUAUUUCCAAAUCAAAAUCAUCAUCGAAUACAAUUUUAUGAUGCUGAACUCAGUGAUUAUUUUGAGUUCACAUCAUAUGAACAAGUGAUUGGUCAACCAAAUGGGUUGAAAAUGAAUUUCGAUAUGUCAAGCAUCUCAGAUUCGUUCGUACUUGAUCCAUCUUCAUUAUCAACAACCAAUGACAAUGAUAGUGAUAGUGAUACGCCAAAUAAAAAUUUAACUAAACGCUCAUCAAAAAGAUCUCGAAAAAAGUCGUUACUUUCACGUGAUCGUGAAAAUAUUGAACCACCAUCAUUACCACAAUAUUGUGACUUAAUAAUUCAAGGUUUACAAUCACGAGAAUCAUUUCCAGCGAUACAGCAAGAGUUUUUAAGACAAACAUGCACCGUUUUUCUUCAACAAUAUCCUGAUUCUUCUUCAAGAAAAGUUCAUCAUUCCUUUGUUAUGGCUCUCACACAAAAAUUUCCAGCAUUAAACUUUUUAAACAAGAGUGUCGAUGGAGUUGAUGGAAAAGCACCAUAUCAUACAAUAUCUCGUCUACUUUCUCGAAAAAAACGAAACCUCAAAUAUUCAAAAACUCAUCCAACACCAAAACGUGCACGAACAUCAACACUUGAUUCAAGUUCUGACAACAAAGCAAACACGAACGUUGUCAAUGAAGAAACAGCAAUAAAAGAUGCACAUAAUUUAGAUAUGGAUUUGGACAAAAAUAAUUUUUCUGAUGGAAGUUCAAUUGAAGAAUUAAUAGAUGAAUCUUUUAAAAAUCAAACAUUAAAUUCACUUCGUGAUCCAUUUGAAGAACAAACUGUAACAACUCCAUCACCCAACACACCCAUCAGAUCAAAAACAAUCUCAAAAAAUGAUCGACAAGCAACAAUAUCAUUAGUAACUCUAUCGCCUUCAAGAACUCAAUCAAUUUCGUCAACAUCAUCAACUCAAUCAAUUUCAUCGACUUCAUUAACGCAAUCAGGUAUUUCAAUCAUUAAUCUUCCAUCCAUUUCAACUACACCAGUGAUAGUAAAACCAAUCAUCAUAACAAAUACACCAUCUAAUCUUAUUUACCACAACGGUCGUAUGCACAUAACUUCACUACCAUCACAAUCAAUAGUUGCUGUUCAUAAAGCUAUUGUACCACGCGAUUGUGAAAAGAAACAAGAAAAAAACCAAAAUGAUAGUUGUCAAGGUAACAGAGCGACCAACACAAAAGAACCGGAAAAUAUUUUAAAACAAUCUACUGUUCAUAAUGUCGAAGAAUCAUAUAGUACGAAAAAUAAUCUAGAAGUAUUAUUUCCCAAGUUAUCUAAUUCAGAACAAAGUGCGUACAAUACAGAUGUUGCCCGUCUUCGUUCAAUUACAAAACCUAAGAAUAAAUCGUCAAACAACAUUUCAAUCGGCGAACUCAUCAUGGAAUUUAUGCUAUUACAAAAUCAAAUACUUACCUGGGAUGAAUUACAAUAUAAAUCACGUGAUUUACUUGAUGGUCUUAUUACAAAAUAUAAGAUUGAAACACAAGAAAAGAUAAUAUUAAUAACAUCGACAUUUGAAUGGCCAACAAUUUAG